Messenger RNA from Glycine soja, 2191 nucleotides. RefSeq names its product casein kinase 1-like protein 1. The record is from RefSeq and is a predicted model, not a curated record. The coding region runs from base 316 to 1680 and encodes 454 amino acids. NCBI's taxonomy places the organism in Eukaryota, Viridiplantae, Streptophyta, Magnoliopsida, Fabales, Fabaceae. Gene Ontology annotation, cellular component: nucleus; cytoplasm. Gene Ontology annotation, molecular function: ATP binding; protein serine/threonine kinase activity. Gene Ontology annotation, biological process: signal transduction; peptidyl-serine phosphorylation; endocytosis. The transcript is spliced from 14 exons.
UUGCAAGACAGAGAGAGAAACACAAACACCGCACCACACCGCACCGUAUCAUAUCCAAAUCCCAUCACUCUUACGCUUUCUUUCUUUUUUUCUUCCAAAUUCUCUCUUUCUUCUAACCUAACCCUACAAUCAUGCCCCAUUAACACAAAUCGCAAUUACCCCAAAUUCCUCACCCUAGCGUAGAUCGAUCUCUUCUUCCUUCGUGAAUUCUGGUUCAGGGUGGCUGCCAUGUAUGGCACUUAGUAUUUUCCCUUUUUGAAGAUUAGGGGUGGGUGGGUUGUGUCUCGCUUAGGGUUCCAAAGUUUGUUGUUUUGAAUGGAACCUCGCGUUGGGAAUAAGUUUCGCCUGGGUCGGAAGAUCGGAAGUGGCUCCUUUGGGGAGAUCUAUUUAGGCACUAAUAUUCAGACAAAUGAAGAGGUUGCAAUUAAGCUUGAAAAUGUCAAGACAAAACAUCCUCAAUUGCUGUAUGAGUCCAAGUUGUACAGAAUUCUCCAGGGAGGAACUGGAAUUCCAAAUGUCAGAUGGUUUGGAGUGGAGGGAGAUUACAAUGUUUUAGUGAUGGAUCUGCUUGGACCGAGUCUUGAAGAUCUUUUUAACUUCUGCAGUAGAAAGCUAUCACUAAAGACAGUUCUCAUGCUUGCUGAUCAAAUGAUCAACCGUGUUGAGUUCAUUCAUUCAAAAUCGUUUCUGCAUCGGGAUAUCAAACCGGAUAAUUUUCUAAUGGGAUUAGGAAGGCGUGCAAACCAGGUUUAUGCUAUUGAUUUUGGUUUGGCUAAGAAAUACAGAGAUAGUUCAACACAUCAACACAUUCCUUACAGGGAAAAUAAGAAUUUGACUGGAACUGCAAGGUAUGCCAGCAUGAACACUCACCUUGGCAUUGAACAAAGCAGAAGAGAUGAUCUUGAGUCUCUUGGUUAUGUUUUGAUGUACUUCUUGAGAGGAAGUCUUCCUUGGCAGGGUCUUAAAGCGGGAACGAAGAAACAGAAGUAUGAGAAAAUCAGUGAAAAAAAGGUUUCUACCUCGAUUGAAGCCUUGUGUCGAGGUUAUCCAACAGAAUUUGCAUCUUACUUCCAUUACUGCCGAUCAUUGAGGUUUGAUGAUAAGCCAGAUUAUGCGUACCUCAAAAGGAUAUUUCGUGACCUGUUUAUUCGUGAAGGAUUCCAGUUUGAUUAUGUCUUUGACUGGACCAUUUUGAAGUAUCAGCAAUCACAGCUAGCCACUCCUCCAACACGGGCCAUUGGUCCUAGUGCUGGAACCAGUUCUGGAAUGCCCCCGGCUGUUACUAAUGCUGAUAGGCAUACAGGAGGGGAAGAAGGUAGACCUCCUGCUUUGGUUUCAGUGGAUUCCUCGAGGCGCAGAAUGUCAGGGCCCAUUUUAAAUACUUUAUCAAGUGCCAAUGCCUUGGGUCAGUCAAGUGGAUCAUCUAGGAGGGUUGCUGUCUCUAGUAGCCGUGAUGCAUUUGUUGGUGCUGAGUCAGAUAUCCGUACUCGCACUGCUGAGGCUAGCCCUGGAGCAGCACAUCGAGCUUUGAGUGGGCAAAGAAGUUCUCCAAUUGGAUCUUCUGAUCCUAAGAGAGUUGUAUCAUCAGGGAGAAAUGCUUCUCAUGUGAAAAAUUAUGACACUGCACUUAGGGGCAUGGAAGGUUUGCAAUUAGAAAAUGAUGAGAGGACCCAUUAUUAAUUUCACAACUUCUCUCCUAUUAAUUUGUGAGUUGAUAGGCACUGCCAACGUUGCUUGUGUUGCUAAGUUGAGCUGUGAGAAAAUUCGGAUCUGAACUUGAAAUUCUGGCUUUGUAUUGUUAACCCAUCUGGUCAAACCGAUGAAGCUGUGAAGCUGAAAUAAUUUGAGCCAAACCAGGGAUUGUGCUUGCUGUAAAGCUCAGUUUUAAUUGGUUCUUCUAGCUGGAACUCCUAAGUUUUAUAACAUUUUUCUGAGUUAUUAUAUUGGUUUACCAGAUGUUUACAGUUUCACGUGGACUGCAAAUGUCAAAAACUAUCAAAUACCAGCAAAAAUGUAAUUAGCCAUUGUACUCUUGUUGGAUAAGAUUCCCUUGGUUUACACGAUGUAAUUGUCUGGCAAAUAUUUUGGUAUUAGGAACUUGAAUGUUCGUAUUUGUGAGGUUCCUUCAAAAGCUUAAAUGCAUCUCUGUAGUUUUUAUUAGAUCUAUCACAAUGAACUCGUAUGCAUUUUA